Aureobasidium melanogenum CBS 110374 is the source of this 1299-nucleotide messenger RNA. RefSeq lists its product as uncharacterized. Gene Ontology annotation, cellular component: cytoplasm. The record is from RefSeq and is a predicted model, not a curated record. NCBI's taxonomy places the organism in Eukaryota, Fungi, Ascomycota, Dothideomycetes, Dothideales, Saccotheciaceae. Bases 1 to 1299 code for a protein of 432 amino acids. Gene Ontology annotation, biological process: ubiquitin-dependent protein catabolic process. The transcript is spliced from 5 exons. Gene Ontology annotation, molecular function: ubiquitin conjugating enzyme binding; ubiquitin binding.
AUGUCCGAAGGUUCAAACUCAGAGAAGCCCAAAGCAGGCGCCGAGUCGCCAACAACAGCACGCGAGCUUGACUUCGACGAUGAUCACCACGACAGCAGUCCUCUCAAGAGCCCUACCCCUAAGCAAGUCAGCUUCGUCGAGGUUGAGGAUGAAGAUGCUCCGCCCAAGCCUGCGCGCCCCUUGAGCCCCAAGUCUGAGAACGAGAAAACGCUCAAGGAGGCCUUUCCCACAAUCGACUCCAAGGUCAUCAGCGCUGUCUUGAUGGCCAGUGGUGGCAAUGUCGAGCCCGCAUUCAACGCUCUGCUGGCCAUGUCCGACCCUAACUUCAAGCCCGAAGAGGCUCCACCACCACGUCCCCCGAGACCUACCCAGGCUCAGCGCCAGCUCGACGCCGACGAACAAUACGCCCGCCAACUCGCCCAACAUUUUCAGUCAGAGUCCCGCUCGCAGCGUGGCAGACGUGACGAUGACGAUCGUGGCCCGCCUCUUCCUAAUCGUCCUAGACAGCAGCGUCCAGGUUAUGGAGAUGAAGACAAAGAAUACAACUUUUUCGAUGAUGACCUUCCUCAGAUCAAGGAGAACGUGCGCAAGGGUUUCUUGGAGACACAAACCAAGGUCAACAAAUGGAUCACCGAUUUCAGAAAGAAGCUGGAUGGAGAUGACAAUGACGACCCAUACGCCGGUCCUACAAGACAGGACAGCCCUCCUCGUAGACAGAAUUUUGGCGCUUCACAAUCCGAGCAGCUCUAUGGCAUUCGCAGAUCGGCCGAUGUAAGCAGAAAGAGCACAGACAAGGAUCGCUACGAUUUGGACAACCGCGUUCUGGACGACGACUUCACAGCCCUCGAGCUACGUGAUGAUGAAGCCCAACCUCGUGCUUCAUCUUCACGCAACCGUCCUCUUUCCAACCCCGACCUUUUCAAGGCCAACGUUCCUCCUCCGCAGUCCGGUCCAGUUGAUGAAGUCGACGCUAUAGAUCGAAAGAACCAGCGCCAGCCAUCCCCUAGUGGUGCUGCUGCCAAGUCAGCCAAGUGGCAGCCUUUGACCUCGAUUGCGCCCAACCCGGAAUCGGAGGAGAACGAUCCUUUCAGUCUCGGUGACAGCGAUGACGAGAAGGAGACAAAGACCAAGGACACCAGAGAGUCUGAUACUGCACGCCUAAAGGAGGCUGCUCGCAAGAGUGUUACCGCCGAGUCAGCUGAAGCUCCUAAAGGCCUUCAAGCUAGCGAGAGGUCUGGAAGCACCAAUGUCAGAGACAAGGAAGCUGAGGCUCUGUUGACUGGCAAGAAGCCCGCAUGA